Messenger RNA from Eucalyptus grandis, 859 nucleotides. RefSeq lists its product as uncharacterized. Bases 144 to 383 code for a protein of 79 amino acids. The transcript has 3 exons. The record is from RefSeq and is a predicted model, not a curated record. NCBI's taxonomy places the organism in Eukaryota, Viridiplantae, Streptophyta, Magnoliopsida, Myrtales, Myrtaceae.
UAUUGGCGAGUCCCAGCAGACGAUUUGCACGGUAAGUGUAGGCGAGCGGGACCUCCUCCCAUCGAGGUAUAUAGCGCCGCCGCGGUGGUGGAGAAAACUCGCUCCAUCAGCGUUUCAUCUCUCGAGUUUCUCCAAGUGUUAACAUGGCAGCCAAGUACAUCAUAGGCUCUGUGCUUGGAUCUUUCGUAAUUGCUUAUGCCUGCGAUGCAAUCAUUUCGGACAAGAAAAUUUUUGGAGGUACUACCCCAGGAACUGUUUCAAAUAAAGAAUGGUGGGCAGAAACUGACAAGAAGUUCCAAGCAUGGCCUCGCACUGCAGGCCCUCCAGUUGUGAUGAACCCCAUUAGCCGCCAAAACUUUAUUGUGAAGCCCUCUGAAUCUUGAAGGUGCACGUUUACCCCAUGAGUAGUCAAUAUUAACCUGCUUUCUUGAUUGGAGAUCACUCUUAGUUAUUGUGCUUAACAAUUUUCAAUCAUUUGCUCAGAGGAUUUCUCUUUAUUGAUGCAGACAGCACUUGCUGGUCUAGCGGAUCUUAUUUUGAAUCAAGCCGAAUUCAAUAAACUAGAUUGGCACUCUUCUUUUGGAUUUGGGAAUUUAUUCCUAUAUUUUCAUUACCAAAAUUAAUUGGCCUUUCAUGCAUCAGAAUUUCUAUUUCCAUUCUCUCGCAGAAGUUGUGACUGGAAAUUAGUUUUUUGACCUCAAGCAAGUGAUAGUGGUCUGCCUUUUGUUCUGCUCUGGUGAUGUCAAUUCAUACAGGAAUAUAACCUGAGUAUUGGUGGCUCUGAUUUCUUUUAUCUUAGGUGUAUGUUGUAUGAUCUUUGUUUCCAUGCGAUUGAGAGUAUCUGCUUUGCUUGGCUGAA